AUGAGGCACCUUUUCCAUCUGGCCUUCAACUGUCUUCGGAAUGAAACUUAUAACCAAUUACAUUUUCCAAACAUCUUAAGAGAUUUCUUUGUACCAUCAUUAUGGCAAAGACACCAAGUCGGAGAGGAGGCUAAGCGAAAUUCUCGUGUACCACAUUUAACGUUAAAUGGAACUGAUAUGGCAGUAACGGUAAUUGAUUUUCAACCCAAAAUCGAUUCUCGAACACAAA
Ambispora gerdemannii is the source of this 229-nucleotide messenger RNA. The record is from the annotation of a GenBank genome assembly. NCBI's taxonomy places the organism in Eukaryota, Fungi, Glomeromycota, Glomeromycetes, Archaeosporales, Ambisporaceae.